CUCUCUCUCUCUCUCUCUCUAAACCCACGGCCACUAUAAUGGAGACCAGACCACCUUAAGGCAGUUUCUCUUAGUCUUUUGCUUUCUUCCCUCUCUUCGCUUUGCUUCCCUAUGUGGGUUAAACGUGGAACUCCCCAGCCGACCAUCGCCACCUGAUGAGGCCUUCCCUCGCCGUCGCGUUGGCGGUGGCCGCGACCCUGUCUGUCUUCCUCCUACCUGCUCACGGCACCGGCUCCACCUCCACCCUCGCCAUCGCCCACGGCUCCCCUUCUAUCGUCUGCGGCGUCCUCGCCGGCGUCUACCCUCGUAGCAUCCAGUGCGCCCGCGCCGACGCCACAGGUGCUCUGUCCUUCCCCCUUUUCCCCAACGUCUCCUUUGCCUCCGUCUCUGGUGGCCACGGCUCCCUCUGCGGCCUGAGGGCCGACGGCACCGCUUUCUUCUGCUGGGACGCGGCCACACUCACCCAGAAGCGCGUCUACAACGACUCCACCGCCCUCGAGGAGCUCGCUGUCGGCGAUGUCCAAAUCGCCGGCGUCGACCGCAACCGGACGUUCGUUCAUUGGUGGCGCGCUGACAGCGCCUUCCCUGACAAAUUGACCGGCUCCUACCGUUCCCUCACCUCCGGUCGGGGCUUUACCUGCGCCAUCAGCACUAAUGGUUCCGUCAGCUGCUGGGGGCCGCGCAGCGGUGAGAUCUCGGUCGCCUUCGUCAACUCCAACAUGUCGACCAUCGUUGCGGGAGACUCCCACGCCUGCGGCAUCAGCACCGCCGGCCGGCUUAUCUGCGGCGGCAACAACGAAGCAGGCCAAUCGACCCCGCCCUCGGACUCAGCGUUCGAGUUCGGCAUCCUCGCGCUGGGUUCAAGCCACACCUGCGCCGUCAGGCGAUACAACGGCACGGUUGUCUGCUGGGGCGGGGGCGCCGGCGGCGAAUACACGCCGGCGAACACCACCGCCUUCGUGUUCAUCGUCGCCGGCGGCAAUCUCACCUGCGGCCUAACGGUGGUCAACUUUACUGUGCUUUGCUGGGGGACGAACAGGAGCGACGCGGCAGUACCUGCGCUUCCGUUGCCGAGAGUGCUUCCUGGAAUUUGCACUUCCAACGAAAGCUCUUGCGAUUGCGGACCUUUCCCCGACUCGGAGACGCUAUGUUCGGGUUCUGGAGUCAUAUGCAGGCGAUGUGACGAUCGACUCGAGCGAACAAGCCCACCUCCGCCAUCACCAUCGCCGCCGCCGUCUACCGUUUCGUCGAAGAGGACUAACAAGGGAUGGUUGGCAUUCGCAAUCGUUGGGUCAGUCGGCGCAUUUGCCGGUGUCUGCUCCAUCGUCUACUGCGCAUGGUUUGGGGUUUGUAGGCACAAGAAGAUCCACAAUUCAGUUCAGCCGACUAUUACCGCUGCUGGAAAUGGAGCAUCCCAUGCGGGGCAUUCGUCCGCAACCGGUGCCGGAUCGAUCAUCCCGAGCCCAACCACGUCCCCUUCCGGGUCGCGGUCCCGAACUUUUUGGCGCCAGGGCUCACGGGUCAUGAGGCGGCAGAGGAGUGGCCCGUCUUCGUUCAAGGACCGGGCGGAGGAGUUCAGCUUCUCGGAGCUCGCCGCCGCCACCAAAAACUUCUCCUUGGAGACCAAAAUUGGGGCCGGCAGCUUUGGGACGGUGUACAAGGGGAAACUGCCCGACGGACGGGAGGUGGCAAUCAAGAGAAGUGAAUCAGGGCCGAGGACGAAGAAGUUCCAGGAAAAGGAGAGCGCUUUCCAGUCGGAACUCGCGUUCCUCUCUCGGCUCCACCACAAACACUUGGUGGGCUUGGUCGGCUACUGCGAGGAGAGGGAGGAGAGGCUCUUGGUCUACGAGUACAUGAAGAAUGGAGCUCUGUAUGACCAUCUCCACCCAAAGAAUGGCGAUCAGACCAGUGUGUUGAAUUCUUGGAAGAUGAGGAUCAAGGUGCUGCUGGAUGCGGCGAGAGGGAUUGAAUAUCUCCACAGCUAUGCCGUGCCUCCGAUCAUCCACCGCGACAUCAAGUCCUCCAACAUACUGCUCGAUGGCAACUGGAUCGCCCGGGUGUCAGACUUCGGGCUGUCGCUCAUGGGACCAGAAUCCGGCGAUGGACAUUUGUCGAUGAAGGCGGCAGGCACAGUUGGGUAUAUGGACCCCGAGUACUACGGAUUGCACCACUUGACCGUCAAGAGCGAUGUUUACGGCCUGGGAGUGGUGAUGCUUGAGGUGCUCACUGGGAGAAGAGCCAUCUUCAAGGACGAGGAGGGUGGGAACCCGACCAGUGUCGUCGACUAUGCUGUGCCCUGCAUUGUGGCAGGGGAGGCCAGCAAGGUGCUCGACGCAAGAGUGGGGCAGCCGGGACCGCAUGAAGCUGAGGCGGUGGAGCUCGUUGCCUACACUGCUGUGCACUGCGUUAAUCUUGAGGGCAGGAAUCGGCCGAAUAUGACCGACAUUGUUGCCAACCUCGAGAGCGCCCUUGCUCUCUGCGAGGGAAGCCAUGGAAGCAUCUCCAGUGGUUCAGCAGAUUGAGAUAAUCCUGCUGAUGUUUGUUACAUAAAUUCUUCGACAUCUGAAGUUGGAAUUGAGAUAUGUGAAGCAUUUGGUUGGUUUACUGUGCAGAGCAAUUCAGAUUAACCUUGAAAGUUGAAACACAAAAAAUGUUCAGAGAAUUUCAAGAACUGUGUGAUGAGUUCCAUGUUUAUACUCUGUUGUGGCUGUGGAAGGGAGCUGAGGAGUAAGUUGGGUGGGAAGAAAUGUUGAAAUGUUGGCUUUGUCAACCUCUACAAUGCAACCUUUCUUAUGAAUGCUUGUGAGCACAUCUCCUUCAAGAGGACUAAUUCUCUUAUGCCAGAUGCCAAAAAAGUUCAUCAGGACUGUAGGUGUUCCAAGCUUGACCAUGCGUUGUGUGGUGCUUUCUGGUUGACUUUAAAUGAUGCUGUGCUUAUGGCUCUUGAUCCAGCAGCUUUGUUUUGCUGAAUUUUCUGGUCAAUUGAUGUGAUUUAUAUGUUGAAGCCAUCAUCAGAAGGGAGAUGAAGACCAGGUCUAAUUAGUACAGCAAGGUGAUUCUGUGAAAUCAUACAAGUAUACUUGCUGUUAUAUGUUAGACUUGUCAUUCUCAGACUUGUGAUGGAGACACAGGAAAUUGCCAUUGUCUCACAAGUUCUUCAGCAUAUUGGAUUUCUGGGCUCUUAAAUGCUUUUGACUGCAUAGAUUUUGAUAGCAGUUGAUAUGGAAAAUUCAUCAUCCUGAGGUUGAUACCAAAGUGAAGUGGAAUAGGAUUCAGGGUUUUGUUGUCUUUGACAAAUAUGAAGGUAUCUGUGUAGGUAGAAGCUGCUUCCCUGAGGGGGAGUCAUAUCUUGAGCCAUGCUAUGUUCAUAUCGCAAGCUAUUUGUUAAGUGAAGCAGAAUUAGAUCA
Musa acuminata AAA Group (dessert banana) is the source of this 3407-nucleotide messenger RNA. RefSeq names its product putative serine/threonine-protein kinase-like protein CCR3. Gene Ontology annotation, biological process: protein phosphorylation. Lineage: Eukaryota; Viridiplantae; Streptophyta; Magnoliopsida; Zingiberales; Musaceae. The transcript has a single exon. The record is from RefSeq and is a predicted model, not a curated record. Gene Ontology annotation, molecular function: ATP binding; protein serine/threonine kinase activity. Bases 156 to 2522 code for a protein of 788 amino acids.